CAAAACAAACCCCACAGUCGGUUUUCAAAGAGCAGCCUGAAUGUUGUGAACGGCGUAUGCUUAUGGUCAUUUUGUAAGGAAACGUAUGUUAAUGUAGGCUAUACAGAAAUCUGUAUAUCUCACCGAGGAGGUUGUAAUCUUUUAAACACUGUAUUUAAAAGCCAUCCGUUGUUUGAAACUGGAAGACGACAUGCAGCAGGGUUCGAGCUCGCGUUUGUCGCCGUCAAAGCACACCGAUUCCGGGAGAAUACUACGAGUUGGCUCGAAGAUGAAUGAGGUUAGUCAGCAUACAGACAUGAAUCACAAGCAAGCCUGCAUCGACCUGGAGAAGGCGACCCAAAUCAUCACUCAAGCAUUACAGAAUGAGGUCGGUCGGAACCAGGAGCUCUGGGUUGUGAUUCGUCGUCUGGAGGAGAAGGAGGCGGAGCAGGUGGAGUCAAACAAGCAGCUGAAGCUGAAGAUCGAUAGACUGCAGAAACACCUGCAGGAGAAGGACCGCUCACUGACACAGGCCAACCAGACUGUGAUUGCCUUGAAGAAUAAGCUGAGGGACCUACAUCAACAUCUGCAAAGCCAACCAAGUAAUAGCUUUCCUCUUCAACCAGAUCAGCGAACAGCAGUUGAGGAGUCGCUGGCCUGGUCAGAACAGCUGGUCUCGCCUGAAGUCCGGAGUGCUCUGGAGUCGGCUGACGAUCAGAUUCCGAUGAUGUCGUCUAACGACCAGAUUCCAAUGAUGUCGUCUAACGACCAGAUUCCGCCAGUCUCGCCCGACAGUCAGAAGAUUCUGCUGAUCUCGGCUGAUGGUCAGACCUUUAUGGAGGCUCCAGUCGCGGGGAGGAAAGAACAUGCUGCUCACGGAUAUCAGGAGUGCAGUCCGUAUGGGAGAGCUGACCCCAGAGUGGAGACUCCAGUCGCUGAAGAUGAUGAAGAUGAUGGUGGUGAUGAUGAAGAGUAUGGAGAGUACAGUCAUUCAGGACAAGACUCAUUUCCCUCUCCCUCCAUCUCAGGCACGGAGUUGGAGAAAUCAAAGCAAUACUCCUGCACUGAAUGUGGCAAGACCUUCCGCUUCUCAUGCAGGUUGAAGCAGCACCUGUCCACACACAUGGAGAGACCAUACGGCUGCUCUCAGUGUGGCAAGACUUUUAUUAACGGGGGGGAUUUGAGCCGACAUCAGCGCAUUCACACAGGGGCGAGGCCGUACCCGUGCACUCAGUGUGGCAAGAGUUUUACUGACGGGGGAAAUUUGAAACGACAUCAGCUCAUUCACACCGGAGAGAGGCCAUACCAAUGCACUCAGUGUGACCGGACUUUUACUGACGGGGAGUCUUUGGAACGACAUCAGCACAUCCACACAGUUGAGGCGCUGUACCACUGUACCCAGUGUGGGAAGAGCUUCAACAGAAAGAUUAGCCUCAAACAACACAUUCACAUUCACUCAGGAGAGAGGCCAUUCCACUGCACUCAAUGUGGAAAGAGUUUCACUCGGAAAGAAACACUCAGUCGACACCAGCGCAUUCACACAGGAGAGAGGCCAUACGUCUGCAAUCAAUGUGGGAAGAGUUUUACUCAAAAGAGAAGUUUCAAAUUGCAUCAUCACAGUCACUCGGGAGAGAAAUCAUACCACUGCAUUUAAUGUGGAAAGAGUUUCACUCAAGGACACAACGAACACCAGCUCACUGCCACCGGAGCGAGACCAUAUCAAUUUACCCAGUGUGACAGGACUGUUACUGAUGUUUUCCAUUCAGGUCACUGUCGAAUUAGCAGCUAAUACUUGCUUAAAAGAUUUGUGUUUCGUCUGGUAGUGAGUAAGGGUGUCAUGGUUUUGCUUUUAAGUCAAAAUCGAUCGAAAUGACAUCUCAAUCUUGAACUUCAAGCUCAAAGGUAGAAUCGACAGUGUGGCCACACCCCCAAUGUCAUGUCCAGCAUGUAUGCCAAGACGCAAAACCACACGUGUGUUGAACUGCGGCGUCAACACUCUCCUAAUGUUAGGCUGCAGCCAGUGAAAAAAUACACAUCAAUCAACCGAAAUCGAGGCCCCUCGUGCUACUCUGAGUUUGUGCUCUGUAUUUUGUCGUUCAUUCACGUCAGUUAGCCGUGAAACAAACACUAACUUAGUCUACUCGGCUUACUAAAUGAAAAGAUGAUCUAGUUAUAGUCCAAAAUUACUUUAAGGUCUCUUCAGAGUGUGCACAAACAAUCAUUCUGUGUUUUUUAAUUUCACUACUCUAUGUUCACGUCUCUGUUUAAUGUUUGUUCUGUUUACAACCUCUCGGUAGGAACAUUUCAAAAUCAAACGGGCUUUAAAAAUAAAAUAACAAAAAAAAAAGAAACUUCUGCUCUCACCUCGCGGCCCUCUUUCGGCUAUAACCGCACUAUGUCAUUUUACCAGAUCGGGUAGCGUUUCUGUAGUUUGAUUAAAUGAGACAUGAGAAACUACAAAUUUGACUUGUUUUGAUGUCGCAAUACAUCAUACUUUCAUAAAAUCAUGCAACCUUGUCUGUGGACAUCUUUAUUUGCUGGGUAAACAAAUGACGCGCGUGCGACAGGAAAAGUGCUUUAGUGUUGCUUUAAAUAACGCCCUUAUCGCUAUGUUACUUAUUCAUCUGAUUGGUUCUCGUCUUCUCUCCUCUUCCAUUUAGUGCAGCUUUGAGAUGUCCUGUGAAAAGCUCAGUAAUUAUGGUUCGGCUCUAGUUUAUCUGAUUGGUUCUCGUCUCCUCGGGUUCGGCUCUAGUUUAUCUGAUUGGUUCUUGUCUCCUCGGGUUCGGGGCCUGUAUAGGAUCGCCUCAGAGUCCUCUCCUUUUCCGGUUAUACUGAAUAUCUACCUCCCUCCUUCCUGGCUCUUUUGCUACCUCCACAGCAAUAUUUUCGACUCAAUUUAGAGUCAGUUUUACCAAAUGCACACACAUUGUCCCACUUCACUGCCUUUGCCAUUUUGGCCACUGAUAUCAUCAUCAUCAGCUCCUCUGACCGUCUCCUCCUCUCCUGCUCUGCUGUGGGGGUCAUCCCUAUGUUUCCCAAAAGGGUCCUAUGUUCCCUGAUGUUCCCCAAAAGGGUCCUAUGUUACCCGAUGUGCCCCAAAAGGGUAUGUUCCCCGGUGUUUCCCAAAAGGGUCCUAUGUUCCCCGGUGUUUCCCAAAAGGGUCCUAUGUUCCCUGAUGUUUCCCAAAAGGGUCCUAUGUUCCCCGGUGUUCCCCAAAAGGGUCCUCUGUUCCCUGCUUUUCCCCAAAAGGGUAUGUUCCCCGGUGUUCCCCAAAAGGGUCCUAUGUUCCCUGAUGUUUCCCAAAAGGGUCCUAUGUUCCCCGGUGUUCCCCAAAAGGGUCCUCUGUUCCCUGCUUUUCCCCAAAAGGGUAUGUUCCCCGGUGUUCCCCAAAAGGGUCCUAUGUUCCCCGGUGUUCCCCAAAAGGGUCCUGUGUUCCCCAAAAGGGUCCUAUGUUCCCUGUUUUUCCCCAAAAGAAGGGUCCUAUAUUUUUCCCCAAAAGGGUCCUAUAUGUUCCCUGCUUUUCCCAAAAGGGUCCUAUGUUCCCUGCUUUUCCUCAAAAGGGUCCUAUGUUCCCCGGUCGCAAAACAUAACGGGGAACAUACCGUAGGACCCUUUUUGGGAAAAGCGGGGAACAUAGGACCCUUUUUAAAAUGGAAAAAACAGAUGCGGUAGUAACUUAUGGUUUGUGUACAUUUGUUUAUGUUAUUGCAUUAAUAUUAUAUUGUUACAUUUUUUCUGUUAUUGGGUUAAAUUCUCCAAAUGUAAAGUGCUUCGAGCUGCAUUCUUUAUAUGAAAGGUCCAAGGUACAAAUCAAUCUUCUUCUUCUUCUUCUUCUUAUAAUUAUUAUUAUUAUUAUUGCUAUUGUUCCUAGGUGUAGUCUCCUGCACUGUAUUACUAUUUUGCUGUAGCUGUGUCUCUGUGGCUUAGAUUUUAAAAUGGCUGAUGUUAGUAGCUUAAAUGUUAUUCUCUCACUGUAGUUGUGGCUGAAAUUAUAAAAUGCGUAAAUGUUUAUGGCUUAAAUGGGGUUUUUUACUGUUGCAAGUUGCUUUGGAUGAUGAACGUGUCAAAUGAAUGAAUGUAAUCAUCAUUGUUGAGGAUAUCUGACUCCAAAUGAAUAAAUGUAAUAUGUAAAUCAU
Sardina pilchardus (European sardine) is the source of this 4115-nucleotide messenger RNA. RefSeq names its product zinc finger protein 135-like. Gene Ontology annotation, cellular component: chromosome. The coding region runs from base 191 to 1633 and encodes 480 amino acids. The transcript has 7 exons. The record is from RefSeq and is a predicted model, not a curated record. Gene Ontology annotation, molecular function: chromatin insulator sequence binding. NCBI's taxonomy places the organism in Eukaryota, Metazoa, Chordata, Actinopteri, Clupeiformes, Clupeidae. Gene Ontology annotation, biological process: regulation of transcription by RNA polymerase II; mitotic spindle assembly checkpoint signaling.